Molecule: messenger RNA, 6323 nt
Organism: Tachyglossus aculeatus (Australian echidna)
Lineage: Eukaryota; Metazoa; Chordata; Mammalia; Monotremata; Tachyglossidae
Gene: ATG2A
Product: autophagy related 2A
Exons: 41
Coding region: 50-5920 (1956 amino acids)
Biological process (GO): reticulophagy; piecemeal microautophagy of the nucleus; autophagy of mitochondrion
Cellular component (GO): extrinsic component of membrane; phagophore assembly site
Molecular function (GO): phosphatidylinositol-3-phosphate binding
Source: RefSeq, a predicted model, not a curated record
GAGCGGCGCUGCCCGGGAAGGGAGCGCGGAGCCGGGGGCCGGCCCCGAGAUGUCGCGCUGGCUAUGGCCGUGGUCGAGCUGCAUGAAGAAACGGGCCUGUCGCUACCUGCUCCAGCAUUAUCUGGGCCAUUUCCUUCAGGAGAGGCUCAGCCUCGAGCAGCUCAGCCUCGAUCUCUACCAGGGCAGCGGGGCCCUGAGGGACAUUCACCUCGAAAUAUGGUCGGUGAACGAGUUGCUGGAGUCGGUGGAUUCUCCGCUGGAGCUGGUGGACGGGUUCGUGGGCUCCAUCGAGGUGGCGGUGCCCUGGGCCGCCCUGCUCACCGACCACUGCACCGUGCACGUCACUGGCCUCCAGCUCACCCUGCGGCCCCGGAGCCGCCAAGCCUCCGGGGGAUCGGAGUCCCAGGGCUGGGCCUCUUGUAUGACCACCAGUCUCCAGCUGGCCCAGGAGUGCCUGCGGGAAGGGGCCCCCGAGCCGGCCGAGCCCCCGCAGCCCCUGGAGGGGCUGGAGAUGUUCGCUCAGACCAUCGAGACGGUCCUGCGGAGGAUCAAGGCGACGUUCCUGGACACCAUCGUGCGAGUGGAGCACGUGCCGGGGAGCGGCCGGAGCGGCCUGGCCGUGGAGAUCCACAUCCAAAGACUGGAAUACUGUGACGAGGCGGUGCGGGAUCCGAGCCAGGCGGCCACCCCGGUGGACGUACACCAACCCCCGGCCUUCGUGCACAAGCUGCUGCAGCUGUCCGGCGUCCGGCUGCACUACGAGGAGUUCAGCGCACAGGAGGAACCGCCCGCCCCCGCCAGCGACCCCAGCGUCCCCAGCCCCCCUUUACAGAUUGGUAGUUGCUCCGGGUACAUGGAACUGACUGUGAAACUCAAGCAGAAUGAAGCUUUCCCGGGACCCAAGCUGGAGGUGUCCGGGCAGCUGGGAUCCCUGCACCUGCUCCUGGCUCCUCAGCAGAUCCUGCAGCUCCAGGACCUGUUGAAUACCCUCAGCCUGGCGGAGCCGAAGGGGCCGCCCGAAAAGCCGAGUGCGAGCCGCCCGCUGGGGGCCGAGGACCUCCGGCUGAUCGAGCAGGACUUGAGCCAGCAGCUGCACGGGGGGCCGGCGGGCGGCCUGCCCCCCGACGCCGACCCCUUCGCGGGCGCGGACGGCGCAGACCUGUUCUUCUCCAUGGCGGCCCUGACCAGCAGCGUGUCGUCCGCCCGCUCCGUUUCCGAGCUGUCGCUGUCGGACGUGGACCUGGGGUCCUCCCUGCACAGCGAGGGUCCCCCUCGCCGGCCCCACCCGGCCCUGCACGGCCUCAGCCGUCUGCCUGGGAAGCCAGCUCCCUUGCCCCCCCUGGAAAACCUGCGCCCCGAGUCCCUGAUGAAGGUGACCCUGGGGGGCGUGACGCUGACGGCCCUGCAGCAGCCCCCGGGGGUCCCUCCCGGCUGCCCGCCUGACCUCUCCGCCCGCUUCUUCGCCGAGUUGGACGCCGCCAAAGACGGCCCCUUCGCUUCCCGGGACUUCCACCACCUCCGGCCCCGCUUCCUCAAGGCCUGUCCCCGCAGCCACAUCCGGCUAACGGGCGCGGCGGUGCAGCUGAGCUGGGAACAGCGCUCCGGGAGCGGGGGCAGCCGGGCCCUGAGCUCGGAUCUGCGGUUCGGCCAGCUGGAAGUGCUGGAGUGUCUGUGGCCCGAGGGGGCCGCCGACCCCGAGUACACCGAGAUGCUGAGCUUCCCCGGCGGCUCUUGCUACGAGGCCUCAGCCCGGCCCUGCGCCCACCUACGCUACACUCAGACCCAGCGCCGGGUCCCCAAGAGCCCCCGCGGGCGGGCCGCCUCCAGCCAGCACAGUGCCGAGCUGACCCUGGAGCUGGCCGACUUCCAGACGGACGUGGAGCUGGGCAGCCUGGACCGAGUCGUGGCCUUCCUGCGCCGGGCCACCACACCCCAGGACCGCGACCCGGGACUGCUGGCAGAGCAGCCCCCCGUGAAGGAGCGGCAGACGGCGGUGAGGGUGGCGGCCCCCAAGGCCACCCUGCGACUCCGUUUCCCCGUCCCGGACCUGCGGCCGGAGCGGGACCCGUGGGGAGGAGGGGCCGUGCGCGGGGAGCGACUGCUGCUGCUCCUCAGCGAUCCCGAAUUCCGGACGGAGCUGAGCCACGGCCCCGGCCCGCCGCCCCCCACCCGCCUGGAGCUCACCUGCAGCGACCUGCACGGGACGUACGAGGAUGGCGACAAGCCGGCCGUGCCCUGCCUGCGCGUCUCCAAGGCCCCCGACCCCAAGGGCCCCAGCCGCAAAUACGUCCUGCCCAAGGUAGUGGUCACCCUAAACCCCCAGUACGGCGGCUCCCAGUGGGACCUGGUGCUGGAGAAGGGGGAGGACCCGGAGCUGUCGUCGGCCGAGAGUCCGUGCGAGCUGCGGGAGCCCGAGCCCUCGCCCUUCUCCUCCAAGAGGACCAUGUACGAGACGGAGGAGAUGGUGAUCCCCGGGGACCCGGAGGAGAUGGCCGAGUUCCAGAGCCGGACGCUGGCCCUGUCCCGCUGCAGCCUGGAGCUGACCCUGCCCGCGGCCCACAUCUUCCUGCCCAGCAAGGAGGUCUACGAGAGCCUCUACAACAGGAUCAACAACAACCUGCUGAUGUGGGAGCCGGGAGACCUGCUCCCCGAGCCCGGCCCCCCGCCCGGCCCCGGGGGCUUCCCCACGCCCCCCAACCUGUGGCACGACCACUUCAGGAUGUGCAAGUCGGCCUUCAAGCUGGAUUCCGACUCGGAGGACGAAGACGCCCCUUUUAUCUCGGCGGAGGAGCCGGGGGGCCCCCAGCGGGCCCCAGCCAAGCCCCGGAGCCCCCGCGCCCAGAGCGGCUUCUCCACCCUGGUCACGGUGCUGCGGGGCCGCAUCACCGCGCUGUGCGAGGCCAAGGGGGAGAACGGGCAGAAGCUGGAGGAUUCGCACGGGGAGCUGGUCCUGGACGUGGAGCAGGGCGCCGUCUUCAGCGUCACCCGGUACCGGGGCCAGCCGGGCCUCGGCUACCUCUGCGUGGAAGCGGACAAGGCCGCGCUCUACCACCGAGCGGUGGUGGAGGACUACCUCCCGCCAGCCCGCCUGCAGCUGCCCAGCUUCACCCCCCCGGCCCAGCUGGCGCCCACCAUUUACCCCUCCGAGGAGGGGGUGGCGGGCAGGGAGACCCCCGGGCGCAAGGGCCGAGGGCCCCGCAUGCUCUCCUCCGCCGUGCGCAUCCACCUCGAUCCCUGCAAGAACAUCAAGGAGUUCCUGGUGACCUUGAGGCUGCACGGAGCCACCCUACGCCAUCACAUGGCCCUGCCCAACCAGAGCUGGUACUCGCAGCUGCUGGACUUCCUGGAUGUCCUGGACGAGCCCAUCCUGGGUUACCUGCCACCCACUGUUAUCACAGUCCUGCACACGCACCUCUUCUCCUGUGCCGUUGACUACAGGCCUCUCUACCUCCCGGUGCGGGUCCUCAUCACUGCCGAGACCUUCACUCUCUCCAGCAACAUCGUCAUGGACACGUCCACCUUCCUGCUCAGGUUCAUCCUCGACGACUCCGCCGUCUACCUGUCUGACAGGUGUGAAGUCGAGACCCUCGACCUGCGGAAAGAUUACGUCUGCGUCCUGGACGUGGAUCUCCUGGAGCUCGUGAUCAAGACCUGGAAAGGUAGCACAGAGGGCAGACUGAGCCAGCCCCUGUUUGAGCUGCGCUGCUCCAACAACGUGGUGCACCUGCACAGCUGCGCCGACUCCUGUGCCCUCCUCGCCAACCUGCUGCAGUAUGUGGUCAACUCCGGCGACCUGCACCCGCCGCCCCGGCCCCCCAGCCCCACCGAGAUCGCCGGCCAGAAGGUGCAGCUGUCGGAGAGCCCCGCCUCCCUGCCCUCCUGCCCCCCGGCAGAGACCGCCCUCAUCAACCAGCGGGACCUGACGGAUGCCCUCAUCGACACGGAGCGGAGUCUGCGCGAACUGGCAGCGCCCACAGGCUCCGGGCCCCCGCCUCAGGCCUCUCCUGUGUCUGUUUACCUGUUCCCAGGUGAGCAGAGCGGGGCCCGGCCCCCUCCGCCCCCUGCCAGUCCCCUCGAGGGCAGCGUGGGGGCCACUGAGGAGGAGGAGGAGGAGGAGGAGGAGGAGGAAGAGGAGCAGGAAGGGGACGGGGACGCCCUGGACAGCGAUGACUUCUGCAUCCUCGACGCCCCCGGCCUGGGCAUCCCUCCCAGGAAUGGGGAGCCAGUGGUGACGCAGCUACAGCGCGGCCCCAUCACCGUACGGGACGGCCACUUCUCGCGGCCCCUGGGCAGCACGGACCUGCUGCGGGCCCCCGCCCGCUUUCCCGUGCCCACCAGCCGCCUGGUGCUGCGGGAGGUCUCGCUGGUCUGGCACCUCUAUGGGGGGCGUGACUUUGGUCCCCACCACAGCCACAGGACGAAAUCCGUGCCGCUGGGGCCCCGGGGCUCGCCCUCCCGCCGCUCGGGCCCCAACCGGCCCCAGAACUCCUGGCGCACCCAGGGGGGCAGCGGGCGCCAGCACCAGGUCCUCGUGGAGAUCCAGCUCAGCAAGGUGAGCUUCCAGCACGAGACCUACCCGGCGGAGCCGGGCGCGGGGGGCUGCGGGGAGCGGCCCCUGGCCCGCCAGGUGUUCAUCGUGCAGGAGCUGGAAAUCCGGGAUAGACUGGCCUCCUCCCAGAUCAACAAGUUCCUGUACCUGCACACCAGCGAGAAGAUGCCCCGCCGCGCCCACUCCAACAUGCUGACCAUCAAAGCCCUGCACGUGGCCCCCGAGGCUGGCCUGGGGGGCCCCGAAUGCUGCCUCCGCGUCUCCCUGAUGCCCCUGCGGCUGAACGUCGACCAGGACGCCCUGCUCUUCCUGAAGGAUUUCUUCACCAGCCUGGCGGCCGGCAUCAACCCCGUGGUCCCUGCGGAGACGGCCGCGGAAGCCCGCCCUGAUCCCGGAAGCCGGCUCGCUGCCCCCCAGGAGGGAGGGGAGGGCCAGGGGCCCGAGACGGCGGGCUCCUUGGGUGCCACCUGCAGCGAGCACAGCUUCUCCUCCUCCUCCUCCUCCUCCUCUUCCGCCGCCACGGAACAUCAGCCCAUCUACUUCAGGGAGUUUCGUUUCACCUCGGAGGUGCCCAUCUGGUUGGAUUACCAUGGCAAACACGUCACCAUGGACCAGGUGGGCACCUUUGCUGGGAUCCUCAUCGGUCUGGCCCAACUCAACUGCUCUGAACUGAAGCUGAAGAGGCUCUGCUGUCGUCACGGGCUCCUGGGAGUGGACAAGGUGUUGGGCUACGCCCUGAACGAAUGGCUGCAGGACAUCCGCAAGAACCAGCUGCCGGGACUGCUGGGGGGCGUGGGCCCCAUGCACUCGGUGGUCCAGCUCUACCACGGCCUGCGAGACCUGCUGUGGCUGCCCAUCGAACAGUACCGGCGGGACGGGAGGAUCAUGCGGGGGCUGCAGCGCGGGGCCGCUUCCUUCGGCUCCUCCACCGCCUCCGCCGCCCUGGAGCUCAGCAACCGCCUCGUGCAGGCCAUACAGGCGACGGCCGAGACCGUGUACGACAUCCUGUCCCCGGCGGCGCCCGUCUCCCGCUCGCUGCAGGACAAGCGUUCCGCGCGGCGCCGGCUCCGCCGCGGCCAGCAGCCCGCCGACCUGCGAGAGGGCGUCGCCAAGGCCUAUGACACCGUCCGAGAGGGCAUCCUGGACACGGCCCAGACCAUCUGCGACGUGGCGUCCCGGGGGCACGAGCAGAAGGGGCUAACGGGGGCCGUCGGGGGCGUGAUCCGCCAGCUGCCCCCGACCGUGGUGAAGCCGCUCAUCCUGGCCACGGAGGCCACGUCCAACCUCCUGGGGGGGAUGCGCAACCAGAUUCUGCCCGACGCCCACAAGGACCACGCCCUCAAAUGGCGCUCCGACGAGGCCCGGGACUGAGGCCCGUCCCCCGUCCCCGCAGGUCCCCGGGGACCGUCCUUCGGGCCCCCGGCUCCUCCGGCCCCGUGGCCGUUGACUUCGACCUUUGACCCGGCCCCCAGGGACAUCUCCGAAGUCUUCGCCGCCCGCCCGGGGCCGGAGGAGCCUCCCCCCGUCCCAGGCCUUGCCCCCAAGCCGUGGACGGGGCCACCUCCCCAGUCCCCCCUCCGUCAUGCACCGCUGCCUUGCCCCGGGACAGACUUCCUCCCACCCUGGGAUCUCCUCCAGCCAAGUGUCUUGCUGUGUCGCAGGGGCCCGGGCCCCGGGACACGCGUGUUCCAUGUAUUUUUUUCUUUUUAAGCCCCGCGUCGUCGUGGGCCGCGGCGUCUGCAUGAAGCGGAAUAAAAUCCCCCAGCCACCUCUG